This is a messenger RNA of Drosophila arizonae, 831 nucleotides long. RefSeq lists its product as uncharacterized. Lineage: Eukaryota; Metazoa; Arthropoda; Insecta; Diptera; Drosophilidae. The record is from RefSeq and is a predicted model, not a curated record.
CGUAAAAUGUUGUGAGCCAAUAUAAUUUUUUUUUGCGAUUUUUUUAUUGUUAUUGUUGCUUUUAUUAUCGCGCAUUGUUGUUGUAGCUGUACUUGUUAUUGUUGCUGUUGAUGGCCUCCCAAUGCACAAGGCUGUGGCUGCGGCUGCUCUCCACACUACUUCUACUAUCACUCCUCGCCAGCCAUCAGUCGCAUGCCCUGGAGUUCAUGGAUGUGGAUGAGUCAGAGUCAUUGGGCCAUGGCGCUGCAGAUGACCCUGAUGAUUCCGCGGAGCUGCCCCCGAUUCUGCAUAACUACUCGAAGGACACCAUCGCCAAUUUCAAUCCACGCAAGGCGGACGCACACUUUCGCACGCUGUGGGAGCGGGUGCCGCAGCAGAAGCAGGAGGUGAUCAAGCGGAAAUAGUCCAUACAACACUCAUGUGGAUAAAUAAGAAAAUAUAUAAGCAAAUUAUAUACAAUCUUAUAUGUUAUAUGUAUGUGUUAUCUAUAUAUUUAAGCAUUGCAAAUUUGUUAUCGUAGAUAAGCUGAGAUCUAAGUCGAGCUAAGCUAAGCAACUCCCUUUGUAAGACCAAUACGUUAUCUCAUCUCUUGGUGUAUUCCACUCAUUUAUUACAUUUGAUCUAUCUCUGGUGACUUACCCAUGCUACACCUUGACAGGGAGUUGGGGAAUCGUAUCAGUUGGAUGCCUACUCAUAGCCUCCAAUUGAAUAGAUUGAAUAUUUCUUUGAGUAGCUCAUCAGCUGCUACCUUAUAUAUGCUCAUCUAUAGAUUACAAUUUGGUAUUAUAAGUGUGCGAACUAAGUUACUGGGGCACCACAUUUUACACUGUA